This is a messenger RNA of Trypanosoma cruzi, 1848 nucleotides long. RefSeq lists its product as uncharacterized. The record is from RefSeq and is a predicted model, not a curated record. Bases 1 to 1848 code for a protein of 615 amino acids. NCBI's taxonomy places the organism in Eukaryota, Euglenozoa, Kinetoplastea, Trypanosomatida, Trypanosomatidae. The transcript has a single exon.
AUGCCACCGCGUCCCCAUAGUCCUUUGUGCACGCACUCAGCCCCACCGUUACCGGAGCCGAUGCAGUUGGACAUUUUGUAUUCGCCCCUCGCAGGGUAUGGGGGAUGCACGCAAACAACGAAGAGACGCGCCCGUUCUCAGGACUCCUGCAGAGCACACGGGCAAUGGGAGAACGCAUGUCCCCUCGAACUCAUAGCACCAUUGCAUCCACGGCAGAAAAAUGCACUGCAGUUGUCGAAGCCUUUUUCACAAGGACCGAAUUUCAUGCAGCAGUGUGCAACAAAGGGGGAAGCUUCUGUCCGGAGGAAUGUCAUUUUGUCCCCUGUCACAGCGGUGGCGGUCCCAGAGAAGGAAAAAAGAUCCUCCUCGGUCGAGGCGGCUCUAGCGACAAAAGCAACAUUCACCACAGCCCCGGGAUCUGGGUCGCCCGUAAAGAAAAAGAAGAAUAUCAGAGAGUGCGUGGCCUCACUAUCUAAUGUGCCAACUGCAUAUGAAGCCGCCCUUGCCAUGUACGGAAAAAUGCUGCUGAGCAUGACUCACAGAAGAAAAAUUGCGGAGCAACGGCAGAGUCGCAAACUUUUGAGCCGUCGAAGGGCCGUGAACGAGAAGUACAGCGAGUUGAGUCGACCACCAGUGGCGCUUGGUUCGGGGCGGCGUGUGUCAUCGACUCGCCAGAAAGACAGCGGCGCAGCAGCGCAAUGUCGGGAAAAUGGUGUUAGUUUCUCUGCGCCUAGUGUUAAGACAGGGAAAGUGGGCUCUGAUAGCGCUGCAGUGCGAAUUGAACCUGAUAAGGAGCUGUUCGUCAAGCGGGCAGCAGCGAGUGAUCAUCGAUGCUGCUCCCGCAAAACGGGUGUGGGUACUGCUGUAUCACAUGAUCGGGGAAGUGGCCAAAACGGAUAUCUGACGGGUGCUUUGACAGCCAGUGAUUCGGUGAGUGCCAACCUUGAGGUGGAGGUGGAGAACGGAGGAGCAGCUGCGGAGCAUAACAGCUGCUGCCAUUGGAAUGCCUCCGCGCAAAUUAGAAUGAAACAAGACCGGUGGGUACAGACUGAGUUUUUUUCUUCUUGCAUGCACCCCCUUGUGAACUUGUUUCCGGGGCGGAAGGAAACCACAACGGAGGGCGAAGCGAUGCUUCUGGGGGACACGUUUUAUGGGAUACUCCCUUUCACAACGCGGUCUCUUACCCCACCGCGGCCUCUGCGGCGUGCAUUUAAUCCCAAUCUCCGUUCCUGUUUCAUGUGUGAGGAACCAAGAAGGAACAAAAGUGUCUUUUUCCGAGUCCUCCCCGAGUCGAAGCCUUCUUAUGAGUCGUGGGCGUGUGCAUCGGCGGAAGACAAAUGGCACGGUACUGAGCGUUUUGGUCGUUCUCUGCAAGCCCCUCAAGAGAAGAAAUGCAUUGCAGAGCAAAAGGCUCUUGUGUUCAUUCGACCACAGCCAAAGCCACGCCCUUUGCCUCGUUACCAACAAUCGAUGCCCCACGGUGAUGAUAAUUUGUGGCACACGCGAGAGAUUUUGUUUGGUGCGCCUGUGUGGAAUAAUGACGAAAAAGGAAACGCAAUUGAAUUUGGUUCUUUUGAGUCUUGUGGAUCUCAAAGGAACGGGGGUGGUGAAUUACAGCGAAGCACCUUCAGGAAUGUCGUACCGCUAUAUGUACUUGAUGGGUUCGCACGUAGAGGCCUGCUGCGGAUGGCGUGGCGACGUUGGCGAGAGCGUCUCGGGGCUUAUCGAGUGUUGCCUCCAGCGUGUUUCAAGGAUGUGGGGCUUGCGGGAGUGGAAGAUGACACGACCCGUUGGCCACGGCUGAGGAAAUGGUUGGAUGAGGCUGCACUUCUGUCGACACUGCCGUGA